AUGAGAGCGUCGAAAACCAUCAUAAAAAGCGACGGAAAAAGCUCGUCGAAAGCAGUGGUAAGUUCAGGAUCGUCAGGAGGGUGUAACAGCAUCGACGAAAAAAAGCGUCGAAGAUUGGAUUCAAACCGCGAAUCGGCUCGAAGAUCAAGGGAGAAGAAGCAGAAACAUUUGGACAAUCUGCUGAAAGAGGUUAGCGGAUUGGAAUUACAAAACAAAGAGAUAAUGAACAAAAUUGACGGAAUAUCUAACGUUUUAGGUGGGUUGAAUGAUCAAAACAAUGAGCUGAAAACGCUGAAAGAUAAGCUCGAAAAGCGAUUGGAUGCAUUGGAGUCAGUCAUAGAGAUUGGGAAGGUUGUCAGAGGAUCGUCUUCUAAUAUUAAUUCAGCAGAAGAAAUUAAUAAUAAUAAUUGUCAUCCAAUGAUGAAGCCUUGGCAAUUGCCUUGCCAUUACCCUUCUCUCCCUAUUUUUGCAACUUCUUUUAAGGAUUUUAAUGUUUAA
Messenger RNA from Chenopodium quinoa (quinoa), 498 nucleotides. RefSeq names its product bZIP transcription factor 53-like. NCBI's taxonomy places the organism in Eukaryota, Viridiplantae, Streptophyta, Magnoliopsida, Caryophyllales, Amaranthaceae. Gene Ontology annotation, biological process: positive regulation of DNA-templated transcription. The record is from RefSeq and is a predicted model, not a curated record. Gene Ontology annotation, cellular component: nucleus. Gene Ontology annotation, molecular function: DNA-binding transcription factor activity; transcription cis-regulatory region binding. The coding region runs from base 1 to 498 and encodes 165 amino acids. The transcript has a single exon.